UGCGCAAAACUGGGCAGUGACUGGACUGCCAUGAACAAAGAUGGCGGCCCUAGAUCACACGUUGGCUUGUUAUUGGCUGUCUGAGGGACGUCAUCGUGGCGCCAAAACAAUCAGGCGCGUUCGAUAGAAAGAAUUGAGCAAAAAGCGCCUGCCUUCAUCUCCCUAAUGGAACAUCCAGUGCAAGAGUGGCAAGAUCAAGUCCAUAUCAUAUGGGCACAUCUUACCUCAUCUGAGAAAAAGAAGUUUUCUUCUACUGCAAACCUUGAUGAGAUAUUUCAGGCUUGUUUAUCACAUUUCCGACAGGAUGAAGAGCAGCUUAUUGAGCGACUUUGCUGCAAUCUAACUGUGGCCAAAGACCCUAAUGCGGUACAGUUCUUCAAAGAAGAAGGAAACAAGAGGUUUGCCGAAAAGCAAUUUGCGACUGCAGCUGGAUUAUAUUCCAAGGCAAUCACUCAUGCCAAAUCUGGUUCUGAGGCAAUGGCAAUAUGCUUUGCUAACAGAUCAGCAGCUCUGUUUCACCUUGGUCAAUAUUCAGUAUGCCUGGAGGAUAUUAAACGUGCACAAGACCAGGGGUAUCCUGAGCGGCUGAGGAACAAGAUUCUUCAGAGAAAGACUGAAUGUUUUCAAAAACUGAGAAAACCAUCUUCUUCGACCUCACACACCCCUAAACUAGAAUGUGUUGAGAUAGUUAAGCCUGAAACAGGGCCCCAACAGACUAUGUCUACUGAAAGACUAAAAGAAAUGGGGCUGGACGGGAAUCCUCAAAUAACAAAUGCCUCCUGUGCUUUGCACCUUAACUUUGACACUUGUAAAGGACGCCAUUUGUUGGCAUCUCGGAACAUUGAGCAAGGGGAGAUCCUAAUCUGGGAAGAAGCCUUUGCUAGUGUGAUUAUCCCAGAGAGAAACCAAUGGAGAAAAGGAGAAAAAUGGGACGCUAAGAUUACAGUUUGUGAUCUUUAUUGUCACCACUGCUUGAAUAAAGUCAUAGCUUCCCUGCCCUGUCAGCAUUGCAGUUUUGCCAGCUACUGUAGUCAGGAGUGCAUGGAUAAGGCCUGGAGAAGUUACCACUAUAUUGAGUGUUCAUUAGGUUGCCUAUUACUUGCUCUUGGAGUUUUUUGUCACACAGCACUUAGGGCAGUGCUUGUAGCCGGCUGCAGGUUGGUGUCUCAGUUGUUAGAGGGGACUGGGUCAGCAGAUGCAGGUGAUGAUAUGAAAGACUGCCAUAGCAAAAGUAGCUAUCAUGAGAAGUAUUGCAGUUCCUACCAGGCUGUAGUCAAUCUACUGCCACACACUGAAAAUCACCAAGCCGAGAGAAAGUUCCUCUGUGCACUCACUGCUGCAGCUUUGUAUAAAAAACUGUGUUUGGUAAUGGCAAAGAAUGCUCUGAGUUCCCCAUCAUCACAGACAGAGGAACCAAUGACAAAGGAGUCAAGUCGAACUGAAGACUGGUCCUCGGGGAGGCAGUUCCUUGGUCCUACAAUACUCCGUCAUAUGCUGCAGCUCUAUUGUAAUGCCCAGGCAGUGACUGUACUCCAAGAGGAACAUGACGAGAGCAAUUUGUCGAUUGUGAAGAGCAGCAAAAGCGUCCGCCUGGCCACUGCAGUAUUUCCGGUGCUGAGCCUGCUAAAUCACUCCUGUGAUCCUAAUACCACUGUGUCAUUUAAGGGAAGAUUUGUCACGAUCAGAGCUAAUAGGCCAAUAAGGAGAGAUGAGGAAGUGACGCACUGCUAUGGUCCUCAUAAAUUAAGAAUUGGUGUGGCUGAGAGGCAACAGUCAUUGAAGGAUCAAUAUUUUUUUACAUGCCGGUGUAAAGCCUGUACGGAAGAGCUGAAAGGGAAAAAGACUCAUGGAUUUUGCUGUCCGAUGUGCAGAACCCAAUUAGAGGGUGAGGAGGAAUUAUACUGUACUGGUGCAAGUUGUGCAUUUACCGCUGCACGGGUCCAGUUCACCUCAAGACUAAAGCUGCUUGAGAACCGUAUUCAGAUAGCUAAGGGACAACUGCAGGACAACAAGACAGAUGAUGCCAAAAUUAUGUUGAUGUCCUGUUUAUCAGAAGCGGAGCGUUUUCUCUCCCAGAAUCACCUGCUGGUGGGGGAGAUCAUGGAUCAUCUGGCUCAGGCUGAAGCUUCAGAUGGCAAUUGGAGAGCAGCUGCAGGGCACCUUAGAAAGAGCAUCAGCAUAGUUGAAGUUCAUUAUGGCUCCUCCAGUAUGGAACUUGGACAUGAACUCUUCAAGCUUGCUCAGAUCCUAUUUAAUGGGUUUGAGGUGCUUGAUGCAAUGAAAACUAUCAUGGAGGCUCAGAAGGUUCUAUCGAUGCACUAUGGGUCGGAUCACAAUCUAGUGCAGGAGCUGAAAACUAUGGAGACAUGUCUGAUACAAUUUCAUGGGUAUCCUAGAAAGUGACACACUUCCAGAAUAAAGAGGAAUAAAUAUGGAAAAACUCAAGAUGAGGACCUGUAACUAUAAAUCAGAGCUUAUAGUAGUUUUCAAAAUAUUGUUUGGCUCAGAAGUUCCUGUAUCUGUUGCCUUAAUGCUCAGAAACUCCUGUAUUCUUUCUGUGCACCAACUGUUGGGGGACUAACUUUGACUAAUUAGAAUAGCUUUCUCAUUACACCUUAUUUAUGAGAUGCAUGUCCCUGUUCAGUCAUUAUUUUCAUAAAUAUCACAGAUGUGAAACUCUGCUCCUUUUUCUGCCAGGGAAGGAAUCAGGGGAGAAAUCAUUAACGAGCAGUAAGUACAAAGGCUUUUUAUUUGUUCUGACAUGAAGCAGAUGAGAAGAGCACAUAAAGGGGCAUUGUCACUUUGAAAAAGCACAGCAGAGGAAUAGAACUGAAUGGUGAGCAAGAGGAAAGGGCAUGGACUCAAGGUCCUCUGUCAUAAUUUUAUCUGGUUCGGAAUAUGGUUUUGGAAAUAUAGUUAGGAACACCAAAUAGCACCAUCUGUUGGUCCUCAUUCUGCUAUCAGCCUUUACUAUGGUCAUAUUAAACAGAUAUUUCAGGCCUUUCGAUACGUACACACUGUUUAAGAGAUACAGUGAUAUUAGAGAAAAGAAAUAUUUUUGUUUUGGAAAUCACUUCAUGCAUUUUAUUUCUGAGACAUAAUUGUUAAACUAUAAGUGCCAUAAGUGUCUGGACACUUUGUCUAAGGCUGACUGCACACUAGGAGACAUUAUUGCCUGUGGGAAAGAAUUUGCAGGAGAUUAUUUGCUCACGGUAAGGAAGAUUUAUUGUCUGAGACUAAUCUCCUAGUGUGCCAUAGACUUAUAAUGACACUGGGACACUGUCUGAGUUCCAAACUGUCUCUGGAAGCAAUAUCGGUGCAAGAACUAUUUGUAGGCUGAUCAGAGGCAAACAAACCUAACAUCACCAGGUGUAAUUCCAAGCAUUGGCUGGAGUGGUGUAAAAAUGACAGUUCUCCAACUGGCAGUCUGAUGGAAAAGUCUACCUGUCAGAAUGCAUUAAACCUGCUGGAGGGAAUAAUGGUCUGGGGCUGGGCCUGUUUUCCAUGGUUUGGGCUAGGGCCUCUGAUUUCACUGAAAGCAAACCUUAAAGGAAAAUGAAACCCUACCAACAACCUGCUCCCAUAUUGGACCACCUGUUAUUCACACAACUGGUCCUAUCUGUGUAUAUGUUAAAGGAUUAGCUUAUGAUAAACUGACAGGAGCCAAUGUGCUGAGUAACUAUUUGGUUUAAUAAAGAAAACCGUACAAACCUCUGCACAAAAUACAAAUGAGGGCAGGCAAAAAGUCCAAGUUCAGGCCAAAGGUCAAGGGCAGUCGGCAGACAAACCAGGGACAGACCAAGGUCGAGACAGGCAGAGGACUUGCAGAGUCCGUUAACAGGCCUAGGUCAAAAACGGGAGAUCGAAUACCAGAGAGAACAGAGCCAAGAUGGCAGGAACUGAACAGGGUUACUGGAACAGGAUCAGGAGCACAAUUCAGGAACAAGAUUAACAUGGCACAAGGUUGGGAUAAGGCAGGUUGGACAAUGAUCCAGCAAGGGAGUCUGGGAAGCAGGCUUAAUAGCCCUUUAAAAAGUAACUGCCUGCAGCUGGAUAUGGUUGGUGUCAGGGAAGAUUGAUAAGGAGGCAGUAAAACAGAAGGCACUUUGUCAGAAUCAGGCUGUCACCAUAGUGCCUUCUGUGGCUCAAGCGUGAGGAUCAGUGGCAAGAAUACAACAGGUCCCUGGUUCACAACCAGGGAGUUCCUGACAAAAUACAAAUAGGGUAGCAGGAUUGUCAGGCACUGCUUCAGCACCUCUUCUUUCCAAUCACCCACAUGGAGCAUGUGCACAUUGAUACGCUUGGUUUAGGAAUAAAAUAUUGGGCAAGCAAGUGCCCAUAUAUAUUGUUGGCUAUAUAGAGCAAUAUGCUACAUAUAUAGAGAAGCACACCUAUAUAUGAAAUGUGUUUAUCCUCUCUUUAAGUCACGGUGGAACCUAUUAAAUCUGUAAAAUUUUCCAUCAUUAAAGGUAUUUGUGACAAGACCUGUUUUAAUCUUUAGUUUGUCCUUAUGUACACAAGGAAAGCUGGUGAAAUAAAUGGAUGCUUUUGUUUUUUUACCCAA
Molecule: messenger RNA, 4564 nt
Organism: Xenopus laevis (African clawed frog)
Lineage: Eukaryota; Metazoa; Chordata; Amphibia; Anura; Pipidae
Gene: smyd4.L
Product: SET and MYND domain containing 4 L homeolog
Exons: 11
Coding region: 166-2403 (745 amino acids)
Biological process (GO): heart development
Cellular component (GO): nucleus; cytoplasm
Molecular function (GO): histone deacetylase binding
Source: RefSeq, a predicted model, not a curated record